Schistosoma intercalatum is the source of this 1768-nucleotide messenger RNA. NCBI's taxonomy places the organism in Eukaryota, Metazoa, Platyhelminthes, Trematoda, Strigeidida, Schistosomatidae. The record is from the annotation of a GenBank genome assembly.
UUUUAAUCAGUGAAAGACAGUUGUUACGCGCUAAUCAGAGAUGGCUGAUCAGUUCGCAUAUGCUAACAUGCAACAGGCUAGUCAAGCUGGCUACCCUCCCUUCCACUAUCCAACAGCAAGUGAUCAAAACGCUCAGUUGCUUCAAGGUUAUGCGCUUUCUCAACAAGGAAAUCCAGCUGCUGGAGUUCCAGGCUCUAUGUUUGGGGCUCAGUCAGCGGCUUCAUAUAAUUUUGACCAAACAGCUUCUGCUUACAACCAAACCUCUUCGAUUCCCGUAUGUCAGGUAGACGGUUCACAAGUCCCUAUGCAACCCGCUGCCGGAGGCUUUGCUUACCCUAAUUUCUCUGGUUCAUUCAAUCAGUAUCCUGGAAUGGGGCAAGGUAUGCCCCCUGGAUUGUCAGCUGUCCAAGCGGGCUUCAGUACCGAUAUGCAACAGUUUGGGCCACUCAUGGCUAAUGCUUUUGGGCAAACGAUGUCUGCUAAUGGAGCGAUUUUAGAGGCCAUAGCUCACGAACAAGGACUUGCAGGUUUUAAUCCAGUCGCUUUCCUCCAAGACCCAACUGGCACGAACACUCGCGGUGGAUUGGGCUCUGGAAGAGGCAGCAGCCAAAGAGGUGGAUAUAACAAGUUUGGCGGUUCUCGAUCGGGUUCCAACUUGCCCAGUGUCACUAAUCCUGAUGGACUCCGGGAGGAUACAAUUUUUGUCAGUAAUCUGCCUCAAAAUAUUGAUCACGAUGUGAUGAAGUCUCAAUUUGGUGUCGUCGGGAAAAUCAAGAUCAAUUCCAAAAGCGGUAUGCCCAUGAUAUGGAUAUUUAAAGAAAAAGGUAUACCUAAAGGCGAAGCGCUUGUAACUUAUGAAGAUCCAAGUUGUGUCCAAUCGGCUAUUCAGUGGUUUAAAGAGCAUGAAUUUUUGGGAAGAAAGAUUGAAGUCAAACAAGCUAUUAACAGUCAAAGACCAGUUAUUAUCCCUCCUGGGGGAGGUGGUUUGCUGGGAGGAAAUGGAAAUGGACCAAACAAUCCUGCUGCUGCUCUGGCAGUUGCAGCUGUGGCUGCGGCUGCCAGUGGGAACACUGUUGCCAGUUUGAUGAAUAACAGUGCGGCUGCUGCCGCCAGCCUUGCUACUCUUACAGCGAACAACCCUCAGCUGGCUGCCCACUUUGAUUCCAAGGAGUAUCCAGGUAUGGGUCGCGGAGCAAGCACAGCCUCUCGAGGUGCCCGUGGAGCAAUUACCAAUGGUUCUUCUGUACGACCUAGCGUCGGUUCGGCUCAAGCAGGUUCAAGGGAAGGCGACUGGAGCUGUCCACAGUGUGGUAAUAUCAACUUUUCAUGGCGAGAACAAUGUAAUAGGUGCCAGUCAACUCGUUCAGGCGAUGGAUCUAGUAAUCCUGAUACGAAUUCUAGAAAUAACUUGAAUGCAACUAGUCGAAGUGCUCAACCACCUGCUGCAGUUAUGAAUUCCAGUUCUCAACAGAGCAAUCCUGGAUUUGGACGAGGCGGGGCAAUGAAUCCUACUUCAAGCGCCAAUCGAGGAGGUCGAGGUGGUGGUCCCAUGCGUGGAAGUAGUGUUGGAACAGGUCGGGCACGUCCAGCGCCUUAUUAAGCCAUCUAAGUUUGCCAUUGUAGGAAAUUUCUUGAAAUAUGCUUUCAUGAUGCAUUUCAGGUCUCUGCAAUUAGUGUCUUUGUUGUCUCACUAACUGGAUGGUUUGUGAAAUAUUGUAUUUGAACUAUGUAAUUAUGGUCAUAUAACCCAAUAAUUGUUAUAUGCUCU